AUGUCAAGGGUACCAAAAUGGAAGAUUGAAAAGACCAAAGUUAAGGUUGUAUUCCGGCUGCAAUUCCAUGCCACAAAUAUUCCAUCAACAGGGUGGGACAAACUAUUUUUGUCCUUCAUCUCUGCUGAUACGGGAAAGGUGAGCGCAAAAACAAAUAAGGCAAAUGUCAGGAACGGGAGUUGCAAAUGGCCUGAUCCCAUCUAUGAAGCAACACGGCUUCUUCAGGAUCCUCGGACUAAGACAUACGAUGACAAGCUAUAUAAGCUUGUUGUGGCCAUGGGGACGUCACGGUCUAGUAUUCUUGGUGAGGUUGAUGUCAAUCUUGCUGAAUUCGCAGAAGCACUGAAGCCGACUUCAAUAGCACUUCCUCUUCGUGGUUCUGACUUCGGGACACUGUUACAUAUCACAGCACAACUUCUCACUACAAAAACUGGUUUCAGAGAAUUUGAGCAGCAAAGAGAAACUGGCACCAGAAGCUCUCAGCAGUUAUUGAACCAAAGAAGUCACGAUCCUGCUGAAGUUGCUGCGGCCUCAUCAGACAUUGGCAUUGAUAAGGUUAAUUCGAGGAUUAAGCUAAAAGAAAAUUCUCUGGGGUUCCCCUUGGCUGAAGAUUCUGCAGGAUCAACAGAUGACUAUGAAAAUUCGUCACAUACUUCAGAUGGUAUUUUUACUGAAAAGAAUGAUCCACAUGGUGCACAUGAAAUCAAUAGCUUUAGGAGCUCAAGUGACUUACCUCUUUGUUCUACCAGUCGAAGUCCUACACCAGAAAAAGGCGCCCGUUGGGGUAAACACCUUUCACCGCAAGGGAGCAAUGAUUGGACUCAUGGCUGGAGUCCUGAGUACUGUGCUGAUAAAGAUUUAGCUGCCGCUCGUGAUGAGAAUAACCGGCUCAGAACCAGAUUGGAGGUGGCUGAGUCAGCGUUUUCUCAGCUUAAGACAGAAGCAACAUCUCUGGAGCAUGUUACUGACAAGUUAGGCACUGAGACACAGGGCCUUGCUCAACAGCUUGCUGUUGAACUCAUGUCACGGAAUCAACUCACUACUGAAGUGUCCUUGCUAAGAACAGAAUGUUCUAGUCUGAAACAAGAGUUGGAAGAAAUAAGAUCUUCUAAACUCUCGCAGAACAAGUUUGACGUAGAAGGUAAAACUAUGAUUAAGUAUGGUAACGAUACUCUUGCUACAGAGUCCAUUCAUCAUCUCCAAACUGAAUGGCUGCAAGGCUUGCUACUUCUUGAAAGUAAACUGCAGCAGACCAGAAACAAUGCUCUCCAUGGACUACAAGCAAGUGAUCUUGAUUUUCUUCUUGCUGAUCUGGGGGCACUUCAACGUGUCAUUGAGAACCUCAAGCAAGGUGUUCAACCAGGACAAAUGAAAGAAAAUCACAAUGCAGAACAUUUGGUUCCACUUACUGGUUAUCUAUCAAACUCAGGACAUAAUGAUACCCUCAAGAAAAGUUAUGGUGGUAAUACAGGCACAAUGGAGGAGAAAAUGUGUGAGCUCCUGCAGAAGCUGGAGGACUCAAAAACUGAGAAGGAGAAUCUCCUGGAGAAGAUGAGCCAGAUGGAGCGUUACUAUGAAUCUUUUAUCCAUAAGCUUGAGGAGAGCCAGAAGCAGACAGCAAUUGAAUUAGAAAAUCUCAGGAAAGAGCAUAACUCUUGUUUUUACACAGUUUCUGUCCUCCAAGCCCAGAAGCAAAAAAUGCAUGAGGAAAUGAAUGAUCAACUAAUGAGAUUUGUGGAGGACCGAACAGCUUUAGAAGCUCAAAAUAAGGAGCUUGAGAGGAGGGCUGUUGCUACAGAAACUGCCCUCAAGAGGGUUCGAUUCAAUUAUUCUGCAGCUGUGGAACGUCUACAGAAAGACCUUGAGUUACUGUCGGUUCAGGUUCUCUCUAUGUAUGAGUCAAAUGAAACUCUUGCCAAGCAAUCAUUACUAGAAGAUUUUGAUAGUUUACCUGAGGAACACUCUGCUGUGGAAGAUUUAUGUGGCAAUAAUGAACAUGAGCAAUACAGGCCUGGUGUCAAACAAAUCGGACCUGAAGGUCUAUAUUCAGAGAAAGAAACUGAUAGCCAGAAAAAUCUUCUUCGGGCACUCAAGAUUGAAGAGCUCCGUGCGAGAUCAGAGUUUCAAGCACAUACUGAUUCACGGGGGAACCACUCAAACUUGGAAGGGCCAAGAAGGGCCUCUAGCUCUAUGGAGUCUGAGCAUUUAGAAAUGUUUAUUUCCAACAUCGAGUGGCAGAUAUUUUCUGAUGUAUUACGUGAAUCUCACUAUGCUGCAUUGGAUAUCAUUAAAUGCAUGCAGGGAAGGUUGCACAUGUUAGAAAUGCAGCUUCAAGACUCUAAUGAUGCUAGGCAAUCUCUAGUGCUCAGGUUGAACUCUGCAUUGGACCAAGCCAAAAGUUUCAAAGAAAGCGAAGCAGGAUAUGUUUUGAAGUGUGAUGAUCUGACUGUAAAGAACCAAAUAUUAGAAGCAAAGUUUCAUGAUAUUACAGUUGAAAAUGCUUUGUUUAUGGAAAAGCUCACGGAGUCUGAAAGACUUGUUCAGGAACAUAAAACUUGUGAAAGCAAGUACAAGGUCUGCGCUGAGGAAGUUAUGAGAUUGGACAACCUUUUAUUCAAAGAAAGUCUACUAACCAACCAGCUUAAGGAUGAGCUCAUGUCACUAAGAGAAGGUUUUGAGGCCAUGAAAGAUGAGUUAAAUAAGCAAUCCUCCAUAAACAAUGAUAUACAAAUGGUUUCUACAUCCCUUCAGGAUCAACUGGGUGACCUAUGCUCUAAAAUUGUAUCUUCUAACAAGGAAGUCAACAUUUCAGGCUUAGAAGAGGCAUCUUUGCUGCAUGAACUUGAGAGUAAGAAUUACACUGCUGUGAUGAAAAGAUUGGAAUCCUUCCAUCAGCAAACAUGUGACAAGGUACUUCAUCUUCUUGAGGAGAAGGAAGUACUGGAGAAAAUGUGUGAUGCUCUUCAGAGAAGGUCAGAGGAGGCUGAGACAAAAUUGCAUGGUAUGGAGCAGAAGUUUAUAUGUGAUAUGGAUGCCACAAAGCAGAAGCUAAACUUGUCUGAGGAACUUGUAGACAAGCUUCAGCAAGAACUGCAGGACAUGGCUCACAAACUUAGGAUUUGCUCUGAUUCUCAAGAAAAAUAUUCUGUUACCAAUGGUGACUUAACAUCAAAAUUGUCACAAAUGGAAAUUGAGCUACAGCAUGCAACUAGUGAGAAUGAGACUCUUGUUGAAAAAUUGAAAGAGUUUGGUGUUAUUGUAGAGGAACUCGAGAGGACCAAAAUAUAUCUUGCUCAACAUGAGGAGGAUAACCAGACCUUGACCCAGUCAUUACAGUCUAAACAUGAAUUGUUAGUGCAUAUGGAGAGUGAAAUCAAAUGUUUACGUGAUGAUCUGAUGUGCACUGAUGAGAAUUUUCUAAGAGAAAAGAGACUUAAGGAGGAGCUUGAGUCUGCCCUUGCUAGUCUUACAUCACAGCUUGGUGAGAAGGAUCAAGUUCUACUUUCUUUUGAUGAACACAAAACAGAGCUCAUUCAUCUGAACGGCCAACUUUUGGACAUGGAAAAAACACAUAGUUCAAUGCAAGAUUCGCUCUCACAGAGUGAACAAAUCCAAAGGGACCUCAACUGUAAGAAUUGCUCUCUUCAGUCCCAGCUUUCAAUUCUGGAAAACGAGUUAGGAACAGUUGCUGAGGCCAUGCUUUCCAGUGAAAUUGAAGCUAGUUAUAUGAGAAGUCAGGUAAGGGAGGCUGUUGUGCAGCUUAAUAUGUUAAGAAAUGAGUUUGAGAAACUUCAACUCAAAAGCAAAGAGGCUGAUGAAUUAUUACGGGCACACAUGUCUACUGAAGCAGAAUUAGCCGAUAGAAAUAGCACACUCGAAGCAGCUAUCCAUUCUCUUGAAACCAACCUUAGCAGUGUUAUUCAAGAGAAGGAAGGUCUUGAGGAGCUUAUGAAAGGACAUGACGAAGCAUCAACUCAAGUUAGUAACAACAAGUCUCGGGAUAUAGCAGUCAAUAACAGUGACAGAGUAUUGAAGGAUCAAGAUGAGAUUUCACAGCUUAGAGUCUUGCAGGCAGAUCUUGAAGAGCAAGUUGAUAAUUUGAAAUCUACAAAAGAUGAGACCGAAAUUUUAAACAUGAUUCUUAGGUCAAAAUUGGAGGAGCAAAACACUGUGAUGUUAUCGUUGCUCCAGAAUCAAAGGCAUGAGUUGAUAAAUUCAAUAGAACAGAACAAGGAUCUUACUAAAAAACUUGCUGAACAAAGUCUGAAGGCAGAAGAGUUCAAAAACUUGUCUAUCCAUUUGAGAGAGCUAAAAGAAAAGGCUGAAGCUGGAAGAAAGGAGAAGGAAGGAUCGUUACAUGCCAUGCAAGAUUCCCUUAGAAUUGCAUUUAUUAAGGAGCAGUAUGAAUCGAAGGUCCAAGAGCUGAAAGGUCAAGUUUUUGUCAGUAAAAAAUAUGCUGAAGAGAUGCUGCUGAAGCUGCAAAGUGCUUUGGAUGAUGUUGAAACUGGGAAGAAAAAUGAGAUUGCUCUUGCUAAGAGAAUUGAAGAGUUGUCAAUGAAAGUUUCUGAAAUGGAGGUGGAGAUGCUUGAUUUAUCAGCUGAUAAAAGAGAAUUGUCAAAUGCAUAUGACAGCAUGAUGACAGAACUAGAAUGCACAAAACUAAACUUAGAUUAUUGCAAUGAAGAAAAGCAGAAGAUUGAAGUCUCUCUUGAAGAGUGCAGCGAGGAACGUAACAGAAUAAGGGUGGAACUUGACCUGGUUAAGAAGUUAUUGGAGAAUAUGGCAUUAACAGACAAUAAUGCGUCACGUGAUAGUUCUGAAUCAUCCACCCCUGGAACCACAUCGAUUGGGCAUAUUCUUGGAGAUGGCAAGGCUGAGUCUGCAUCAAAGGCCACACCAAAUACAACAAAAAUGGAUUCAGGGUUACAGGAACGUGAAAUUCAGAGUAGAAGUUUAUCAUCAAAUUUGUCUCAAGGAGCAGAGGAUGUUGUGAAGUUUGGUGAUAAUGAAGAGAGCAAGAACUUGGAGAAUUGCGAUGAGGAAAUGGAAUUGUCAACAGAGAACAAUUUGAAUGUCAACAAUAGCAUCAAAGAUAUUUCUCAAGAGCAUAAGAAAUUAGCAAAUGAAUUCAACCUUUUCCAGAAGGAGCUGGAAAGAUUGAAAAAUGAGAAUCUGUCUCCUCUUCUUCCCCUAGACGUUAAUCUAACUGACCCAUCACUCAGUGGUUUGGAAAGGACAUUAUCACAACUUGAUAUGGCAAAUGAGCACUUGCAAAGUAUUUUUCCUUCAUUUAAAGAGCUUCCUGGUUCUGGCAAUGCCUUUGAAAGACUACUCGCUUUGGAACUCGAGCUUGCAGAAGCUCUCCAAGCAAAGAAGAAAACAGACAUCCUUUUCCAGAGUUCAUUCUUGAGGCAGCACAAUGAUGAAGCAGCAGUCUUGCAAAGCUUCAGGGACAUCAAUGAACUGAUACAAGAUACUAUCGAGUUGAAGAGGAGGCAGAUGGCAGUAGAAAAUGAGCUAAAAGAGAUGCAGGGCAGGUAUUCAGAGCUCAGUGUGCAGUUUGCCGAGGUGGAGGGUGAAAGACAGAAGCUCGAAAUGAAUCUGAAGAACCGAACACCAUGGAGAUCAUAG
This is a messenger RNA of Miscanthus lutarioriparius, 5631 nucleotides long. The record is from the annotation of a GenBank genome assembly. Lineage: Eukaryota; Viridiplantae; Streptophyta; Magnoliopsida; Poales; Poaceae.